CUCUCAGGGCCCGCUGUCUCUGGGCGAGCUGUGUGAAUUGAGAGUACCAUCGAGCAGCAAGCAUGUCUAAGAGUGAUCCCCGAGACAUUGACGAGGAUGCCAUCCUCAGGGGCCUCAGCGCCGAAGAGCUGGAUAAGCUGGAGUAUGAACUACAGGAGGUGGACCCUGAGAAUGCCAUGCUUCCAGCCGGGUACCGUCAGCGCGACCAGACCAAGAAAAGUCCCACAGGCCCCUUUGAUCGCUUCGCCCUGAUGGAUUACCUGGAGAAGGAGGCCAUGGAACACAAGGACAGAGACGACCUGGUGCCCUUUACAGGGGAGAAGAGAGGUAAAACCUUUGUCCCUAAACCAGGAACAGGACAAAUCCCUACGGAGGAACAGAUCACUCUGGAACCUGAGCUAGAGGAAGCACUGAAGAAUGCAACAGAUGCUGAAAUGUGUGACAUUGCAGGUGGGCAUCCCAUUUCUACUCAGUUCCUGUUGAUUCUUUUCACAUGA
Molecule: messenger RNA, 497 nt
Organism: Sinocyclocheilus rhinocerous
Lineage: Eukaryota; Metazoa; Chordata; Actinopteri; Cypriniformes; Cyprinidae
Product: tropomodulin-4-like
Exons: 3
Coding region: 63-497 (144 amino acids)
Biological process (GO): actin filament organization; pointed-end actin filament capping; myofibril assembly
Cellular component (GO): cytoskeleton; striated muscle thin filament; myofibril
Molecular function (GO): tropomyosin binding
Source: RefSeq, a predicted model, not a curated record